Molecule: messenger RNA, 1165 nt
Organism: Mytilus californianus (California mussel)
Lineage: Eukaryota; Metazoa; Mollusca; Bivalvia; Mytilida; Mytilidae
Product: EF-hand domain-containing protein D2-like
Exons: 4
Coding region: 108-686 (192 amino acids)
Molecular function (GO): calcium ion binding
Source: RefSeq, a predicted model, not a curated record
AGUAACCGGAAGUAAUUAAAGGGAGGAAGAAGGAAGUGUCAAGUACUGAGUAAUGUGAUGUUUUAUGAUCGUUCGUCGCUGUAACAACAUAUUUAAAAGAAAGCAUCAUGGCAACAGACGAAUUGGCAAAGAAGCUUGAGAGGAGAGUUAAUAUCAACGAAGGAGAUGAAGAAACUGUCAUUAAAUCUAGUCAGGUUUUCAACCCUUACACAGAGUUCAAAGAAUUUUCACGUAAACAGAUCCAAGACUUUCAGAAAAUAUUCAAUAAAUAUGAUACAGGAAAAGAUAAGUUUAUUGAUUUCCAUGAAUUGAAGUUGAUGAUGGAAAAGUUAGAAGCACCUCAAACCCAUCUGUCACUCAAAGCUAUGAUAAAGGAGAUUGAUGAAGACAACGAUGGAAAGAUAAAUUUUAGAGAGUUUUUACUGAUAUUCCGUAAAGCUAAUUUAGGAGAGUUAGAUGCAGAUAGUGGUUUGAUGGCUUUGUUUGACAACAUGACUGAAAUUGAUGUUGAUGCUGAAGGAGUGAAAGGGGCAAAAAGUUUUUUUGAGGCAAAGAUUGAUGUUCAAACAAGGGACAAGAAAUUCGAAAAUGAGAUAAAACAAGAACAAGAGGAAAAGAAGAAACAGGCUGAAGAAGCAAAGGAAAGGAAGAAAGCAUUUAAAGAAAAAGCAUCAGUGUUUAAUUGAUGUAAUUUGUUAACUGUGUACAUGUUAGGGGAGAUAAUUGUGCUCAGGAUGUUGUUUAAGGGAGAUAACCAUGUUAACUGUUCAUGUAAGGGGAGAUAAUUGUGCUCAGGAUGUUGUUUAAGGGAGAUAACCAUGUUUACUGUUCAGGUAAGGGGAGAUAAUUGUGCUCAGGAUGUUGUUUAAGGGAGAUAACCAUGUUUACUGGUCUUAAAGGGGGAGAUAAUUGUUCAGGAUGUUGUUUAAGGGAGAUAACCAUGUUUAUUAGUUCAGCUAACAAAAAAGCAAUAGAAAACAACCAUUUAGCAAAUUUAGUACAUAUUGGACUGUUUAACAAUGGUACAGCACAAACAGACAAACAAAAAUAUAAAAGUCUUUAGAUUGUGCAAUGUAUGAACAGUACUAGUGUUCCUGCCUGCCCUAAAUAGAAGGGCGGGCCGCCCUUGGUGCCCUUACCCCCACCCUUCUGCCCUCCAAAGAAU